AUGACGAUACCCCCUUACAAUGACAGCCAUGUCAGUAUCGACAGAAAUGGCAUUGUUGAGAACAGGCACUUUGUCCACGCUGCCGUCGUGGACUCUACGGGACAGCUUCUCUUUAGCCUAGGGGAUCCAUCACGUUUUACUUUGCUGCGUUCAGCCGCGAAGCCUGCUCAAGCGUUGGCUGUCACAGAAACUGGUGCGCUUGAGAAGUUUGGUUUUGAUGACGCUGAUCUAGCCCUGAUGUGCGCCUCACAUAGCAGCGAGGAUCGUCAUAUUUCGCGGGCUCAGGGAAUGCUGGUGAAAUCGCAGCACACAGAAGACCAACUGCAGUGCGGUGGCCAUCCCGCUCUCAACCCGGCUGUAAACCGCGCAUGGAUAAAGCGUGAUUUCGGGCCCACAGGCGUCUACAACAACUGCUCUGGCAAACACGCAGGCAUGCUGGCGGGAGCUAGAGCUCUGGGCGCCUCAUCAGAUGACUACCACCUUUUGACGCAUCCAAUACAAGCAAGAGUCAGGAGAAUUGUAGAGGAAUUGUGCGGCUUAAGCGAAGAAGAAGUCAGCUGGGGGGUUGACGGAUGCAACAUGCCAGCACCGGCGCUUCCUCUCUCUCACCUUGCAAAGCUGUAUGCUUCAUUCGCCCAGGCCUCUGACCUGUUGGCAAGCGGCGAUAGCAUCGCUCCUAGAACGCAGCGCAUGGGGCGAAUAUUUAACGCAAUGUCCCAGAUGCCCGAAAUGGUUGGCGGCGAAGGUCGAUUUUGUACUCUUCUCAUGGAAGCUUUUCAUGGAUCGCUGAUUGGCAAAGUUGGCGCAGACGGCUGUUACGGCGUGGGAAUGCGCGAAUCUGAGAUAUCGCGCAACCUGGGAGCUGUUGGUGCUGUGGGCAUCGCGGUAAAGAUUGAAGACGGCAAUUUGGACAUUCUUUAUGCCGCAGUUGCUGAAAUUCUGGAGCGGCUGAAGAUUUGCAAUCAAGCAAGCAAAGAAAGUCUAUAUGCAUAUCACCAUCCUGAAAUUAAAAACACAAAAGGCAUUGUCACAGGUACUACGAAGUUUCACUUUAGCUUUCGGUCGACCGGCUAG
Trichoderma gamsii is the source of this 1074-nucleotide messenger RNA. RefSeq lists its product as hypothetical. Lineage: Eukaryota; Fungi; Ascomycota; Sordariomycetes; Hypocreales; Hypocreaceae. Bases 1 to 1074 code for a protein of 357 amino acids. The transcript has a single exon. The record is from RefSeq and is a predicted model, not a curated record.